AUGUUCGCCGUGUUGUGGCCCGAAAUGUCCGCGCUCAACUGAACUCACCGUUCCUUUUUGGAUCAUAGAUAUUCGAGAAAGAGUUCAUUUUCGGCAAAUUGUAAGUUCCUUUCAGAUGAUUGAAAAGAAGCUCGAACUCAUUUUAAUCUUUCACCAUUUACAAAAAAAAGCUUCUGCCAAGAAGUUACUUAAAAUGUAAAUAUAAUAUUUAUGUGCCAGAAAUCUAAUGCUUUCCAGCAUCUUUCCAGCUUAAUCGAAGUUUCAAUAACCGUUCCGACCUCAGGCCGCCCUCAAAUAACCUCACCGCUCCCUUUCGGAUCAGAGAUGUUCGAGAAAGAGUUUAUUUUUGGCAAAUUGUAAGUUAACUUCAGAUGAUUGACGUUCAAGAUCCGCUUUUAGAUCGAUUGGAACAGAAUGAUCCUUUACGUCAUCGGCGCCGCCUGUCUUCUGAUGAGCCUGAGUGUCUGUAAGAAGGAAAAGAAAAUGGCUCCGAGCGUUCGACAGAAAACGCAAUUCACUUCGCCGACUUCGAACAAAAGCGGAGACAGCUCAACCGAUAAGGUUAUUCUUAGCUGAGAGUUUCGAAUGAAAAGAAUUGCAGAGUAAGCAGACGAGUCCGACGAGAGAAACGGAAAAGGAAGCUUCGUCGAAUAGUAAGAAACCGAAAGACUCGAGAAAAACGGAAGAGCCGCCGAAGGAGGAGAAAGUGAAGAGCGUAACGAAGAAGAAUGCGACGCCGCUUGAGGAGACCGCGACACAGACGCUCGGUCCCAUCAGUUUGCCGGCAGAAGAGCCUGUGAAUGAAGCGAAGAAAGACGAGGAGGGCAAGCGGAAAGAGUUCAAGCCGCCGGAGAAGAUUCAGAAAGCAGACGCGAAGGAUCCGCAGUACGAGACGCUGGCUGAAAUCGACAAGAUGAUUUUCACUUUAAAACAGAAAGAAGGAGAAUGA
Messenger RNA from Caenorhabditis sp. 36 PRJEB53466, 949 nucleotides. The record is from the annotation of a GenBank genome assembly. NCBI's taxonomy places the organism in Eukaryota, Metazoa, Nematoda, Chromadorea, Rhabditida, Rhabditidae.